AUGGACAGCUCUGCCCUGGAGCAAGACGCGCUCAGAUUCGCCAAAACAGCGGUGACCUACGAUCAGAAUGGGAAAUAUAACGAAGCUGUGUUUUACUACAAGGAGGCGGCCCAAGCCCUGCUCUAUGCUGCGAUGGCCGGCUCCAAACUGGACGGGAUCCAAAACAAAGUGAGCGAAUACUUGGAUCGAGUGCAAGCCCUUCACGGAGCAGUCCAGGCACAGACCAGCGACCCCCUGAAGUCCCGGCACCAGGUGGAUCUGGAGCGGGCGCACUUCCUGGUGACGCAGGCGUUCGAGGAGGACGAGAAGAGCAGCCACGACGAGGCCAUCGAGCUGUACACGCAGGCGGUGGAGCUCUGCAUCCAGACCUCGAACGAGACGUCAGACCCAGUUUUACAAAACAAACUGAAGCAGCUGGCACGGCAGGCUCUAGACAGGGCAGAGGGAUUGAAAGAGUCCUUGUCUAAAGCCGUCCCUCAGUCUCGUCCCGUCUCUGGGGGGCCUUCGGGGGGGUCCUCAGGGUCCGGGUCUGGGGGUCCGGUCCGGCAGUUCUUCCCUUUAGGUCCAGACUUCAACCUCCAGGACCGAGCUCAGCCGGUCCGAGCCGUGCAGUCCUCUGAGCCACAGAAGCAGAAGUACACAGCGGAGGAGAUCGAGGUCCUCAGGGCAACCUCCACCAUCAACGGCAUCGCCUACGUGCCCUUCAUGAGCGUGGAUCUGAAGGAGCGCUUCGCCUUCCCCGUCCCCUUCUCGGACAAAGUGGGAAAGCUGGCCCUGUCUCCCAAACAGAAGGCCAUCUUCUCUCGCUGGGUUCGACCGGACGAGUUUUCCAACAACCCGACCAUGAUCCUGUCUGUGUCCAGCCUCAGCAUCAAACAGACGGUGGUCUCUGACUGUUCUUUCGUGGCCUCCCUCGCCAUCAGUGCUGCUUAUGAACGACGCUACAAUAAGAAACUCAUCACCAGCAUCAUUUACCCUCAGAACAGGAAAGGGGAGCCGGAGUAUAACCCCUGUGGGAAGUACAUGGUCAAACUGCACAUCAACGGAGUCUCGCGAAAGGUGAUCAUUGACGACUUCCUGCCUGUGGACCGGAACGGAGAGCUGCUGUGUUCUUACUCCAGUAACAGGAACGAGCUGUGGGUGUCGCUGAUAGAGAAGGCCUACAUGAAGGUCAUGGGCGGAUACGACUUCCCAGGAUCCAACUCGAACAUCGACCUCCACGCGCUCACAGGCUGGAUCCCCGAGCGCAUCGCUAUGCACUCAGACAACCACUCGUUCAGUAAAGACGGAACCUUCCGGAUGUUGCACCAGAGAUUUCACAGAGGAGACGUCCUGGUCACCACGGCGACAGGAGUGAUGACGGAGGAGGAGGGGGAGAAAUGGGGUCUGGUUCCCACUCACGCCUACGCUGUCCUGGACAUACGGGAAUACAAGGGAAUGCGCUUCCUGCAGCUGAAGAACCCAUGGAGCCACUUGAGAUGGAAAGGUCGUUACAGCGAGAGGGACGAGAAGAACUGGACCCCGGAGCUGCUCAAAUACCUGAACUUCGACCCCAAGACGGCGCAGAAGUUUGAUAACGGUGUGUUCUGGAUCACUUGGGAGGACCUGUGUCAGUACUAUGAUGUCAUCUAUCUGAGCUGGAACCCCGCCCUUUUUAAAGAGUCCUUCUGCAUACACAGUAGUUGGGAUGGCAGACAGGGCCCUGUGAAGGACGUGUACAGUCUGGCCAACAACCCUCAGUACAGACUGGAGGUGCAGAGUCCAACAGGGGGCGCUGCUGUGUGGGUGCUCCUCACGCGACACAUCACUGACAAGGACGAUUUUGCACAAAACCGAGAGUUCAUCACGCUUGUUGUUUACAAAAACGAUGGGAAGAAGGUGUAUUAUCCAGCCGACCCUCCUCCGUACAUCGACGGCAUCCGCAUCAACAGCCCGCACUAUCUGACCAAGAUCAAACUGACGGGACCCGGCAGCCACACCUUCACCCUGGUGGUGUCGCAGUACGAGAAGCAGAACACCAUCAACUACACGCUACGGGUUUACUCCGGCUGCAAAUUCAACUUCUCCAAGAUCCCUUGUCCCUUCACACACGUCAAACGGAUAAACGGUCAGUGGAAAGGGGUGAGUGCAGGAGGAUGUGGAAACUACAAAGAGUCUUACAAACAGAACCCCAUGUACCAGCUGAACCUGGAGCGCUCUGGGCCGCUGCUGGUCGAGCUGCGGGGGUCGCGACAGUACAGCGUUGGGUUUGAGAUGGUCACUGUGUCCACAUCCACUGAUCCUGGAGCCGCAGGAUUCACCAAGAAGAACAGUGGAGACUACAGGUGUGGCUUCUGCUACAUGGAGCUGGAGCACGUUCCCGCAGGCAUCUACAACAUCACCCCCACCACCUUCCUCCCCAAACAAGAAGGACCCUUUUUCCUGGACUUCAGCUCCGCGACGCCGCUCCGUGUAUCGCAGCUACAAUGA
This is a messenger RNA of Knipowitschia caucasica, 2469 nucleotides long. The record is from the annotation of a GenBank genome assembly. Lineage: Eukaryota; Metazoa; Chordata; Actinopteri; Gobiiformes; Gobiidae.